UCCUCCUCACAGGAGAAGAAGAAGUAAGGAUGACCCUCCAUUCAUGGGAGGAGAGAGUCCUGGUCCAGCGCCCCCAGUGUCUCCUGCUGUGUCUGAGCUGAGGCUGGUGCUGCUGGGGGGGAGCACAGCUGGGAAGAGGGCAGCAGGAAACACCAUCCUGGGCACAGAGGAGUUUGGGAGGCAGGCCAGCACACACACAUCCACAGAGACCCAGCACAGUGAGAGCAGACAGGGGGAGGUGGCUGGGAGACGGGUGACCGUGGUGGAAACUCCUGACUGGUUCUGCAGUGGACUCUCUGAGAAGGACCUAAGACAGGAUGUGGGGCUUUGUGUCAGUCUUUCUGCCCCAGGAUCUCACGCCUUCCUCUUGGUGAUUCCAGUGGAGCCGUCUGAAGGAGAGGAGAUAAGAAUGCUGGAGAAAAUGGAGGAUAUGUUUGGGGAGGGCUGUUGGGGACACACACUGAUCCUCUUCACCCAUGCUGAGGGGCUGAGAGAGAGGAGUGUGGAGGAGUUGCUCCAGACAGGGAGCCAGGAGCUCCAGCAGCUGGUAGAGAAAUGUGGGAACAGGUGUCACCUUCUCAACGUUAAGGACAGGCCUGACGACACUAAGAUCACACAGCUGCUAGAGAAGAUAGAAGAGAUGGUGUCAGGAAACAGAGAGAGAUUCUACAGCAGUGAGACCUACCAGGAGGCAGAGAAACAGCUCAGAGUGAUAGAGAGAAGAAUACAGAAAGAACGAGAGGUGGAGGAGAGGAAACUGAGGGAGGAGAGAGAGAGAAGAGAGGAACUUGCUAAAAAUGUUCAGGAGUCUCUGAAGAUGAUGGAGGGAGAGAUUCAACAGCAUGAAGGAGAAAUUAGAAUAUUGAAUGAAAGAACAACAGAGCUGGAGAGAAAUAUGAAAGAAGAGAGGGAUGAGGAGAAGAAGAGGGAGAUGGAGAGAGAGUUAAAGAGAGAGAUUACACAGACUUAUGAGUGGCUUCCAUGA
This is a messenger RNA of Clupea harengus (Atlantic herring), 985 nucleotides long. RefSeq names its product GTPase IMAP family member 7-like. The coding region runs from base 44 to 985 and encodes 313 amino acids. Lineage: Eukaryota; Metazoa; Chordata; Actinopteri; Clupeiformes; Clupeidae. The transcript has 3 exons. The record is from RefSeq and is a predicted model, not a curated record.